Molecule: messenger RNA, 2115 nt
Organism: Electrophorus electricus (electric eel)
Lineage: Eukaryota; Metazoa; Chordata; Actinopteri; Gymnotiformes; Gymnotidae
Gene: ppp4cb
Product: protein phosphatase 4, catalytic subunit b
Molecular function (GO): protein serine/threonine phosphatase activity
Source: RefSeq, a predicted model, not a curated record
CCGUCCCCUCGAGUAUCGAGUAAUCACUCGUACAGGGAGGUGCUAAACACCGGUAGAUGGUGUCGGAUGAAAAGAAGGACGAGCCGGGUGAAAGGAAACGAAUCUUAAGAGAAGUUAUUCCGGCUUAUUAGUUUUUUUCUUUUCCUACUCAAGGUGUUUCAGGUGUCUUUGGGUGCAGUUGUCCUGCCAUCCCAGCUGCUUCUCUUGUUAGUGUGUGCGUGUGCGUGUGCGUGUGUGUGUGUGUGUGUGCGUGUGCGUGCGUGCGUGCAUGCAUGGUGUGUGCGUGCAUGUGCAUGAGUGAGUGUGUGUGAAGCACUGAGAGACUGUGCUAGAAGUAACAGGCUUGGGUCAGACCUUGUUUCUGAAAUUUAUCAUGGGUGACAUCAGUGAUUUGGACCGACAGAUCGACCAGCUAAGGAGGUGUGAGCUCAUCAAGGAGAAUGAGGUCAAAGCACUGUGUGCCAAAGCCAGAGAGAUUCUUGUGGAGGAGAGUAACGUACAGAGAGUGGAUUCACCAGUUACAGUGUGCGGUGAUAUCCAUGGACAGUUUUAUGACCUGAAGGAGUUGUUCAGAGUGGGUGGUGAUGUGCCUGAAACAAACUACCUCUUCAUGGGAGACUUUGUGGAUAGAGGCUUUUACAGUGUGGAGACCUUCCUGUUGCUUCUUGCUCUUAAGGUGCGUUACCCAGACAGAAUCACACUGAUUCGGGGGAACCACGAGUCCAGGCAGAUUACACAAGUGUAUGGCUUUUACGAUGAGUGUUUGAGGAAAUACGGCUCGGUCACCGUGUGGAGGUACUGCACAGAGAUCUUCGACUACCUAUCCCUUUCAGCCAUCAUCGACGGCAAGAUUUUCUGUGUGCACGGUGGCCUCUCACCCUCCAUCCAGACGCUUGACCAGAUCAGGACUAUUGACAGGAAGCAGGAGGUGCCACAUGAUGGGCCCAUGUGUGACCUCUUAUGGUCUGACCCUGAAGAUACUACAGGUUGGGGUGUUAGCCCGAGGGGAGCUGGCUACCUGUUUGGCAGUGAUGUUGUGGCCCAGUUCAACGCUGCCAAUGACAUCGAUAUGAUCUGCAGAGCCCACCAACUUGUCAUGGAGGGCUACAAAUGGCACUUCAAUGAAACUGUGCUCACUGUGUGGUCUGCUCCCAACUAUUGCUAUAGGUGUGGUAAUGUGGCCGCCAUCUUGGAACUGGAUGAGCACCUCCAGAAAGAGUUCAUCAUAUUUGAAGCUGCUCCACAGGAAACACGAGGCAUUCCCUCUAAAAAGCCAGUGGCCGACUACUUCCUGUGAGCCUGCUGUGACCUUAGGAAACAAAUCAACGUUCUGCAGGAAGUGGAGUCCUGUAUCUACUUGUAUUUCUAUAUGUCCCCCUUUACCUGCCCUGCUGUCUUAACUGACUGUGUGCGCAACCCCCCCCCCCCAACUCUGUAUCAUUUAAGUUUUUGGGUUUUUUUCUACUCUUUGUUUUUGGUCCCUUUAUAAGUAUUCACCUGCUACACAUUAUCUCUGCCAGUCACCUGGACAUCUUGCUCUUAAAACACACACGGACUUGGCAUUUUCGUCCCUUGAACUGCUGUGAAGUCACCCGCUGUCAUGGUUAUGCUGUAGCUGUUAGCGUUUCUAACUAAUGUGAAUGACACUAUGGGCAGUUGACAGUGCUAUGGAAAGGGAGAUGUAUUCUGAGCAUGCGCUGAAAGCUAGUGUACAGUGUUUCACAAGCUCAUCAGAAGCUGCAUCUAUGUUAAACAACAGGCUUAAAGAAAGGCUAUUGCAUUACUUUUUUUAUGAUCUUUUCAUACUCUAUUCCCUUUAUGUUUUAAAUAUGUAGGAGAAUGAGACAUUUCCACUCUGUUAUAGUUUAUACAUUCUUUUAUUUUACCCUCAAGUCAUAGUCUUACAGAUUUUGACUUUUGUGAAGGAAUUACUGCAGAGCUUGCACAGCAGACCUUGCAGUGGUUAACAGCUACACUGGAAAGAAUUAGAACACGGCUCACAAAACCAGUCUGUUUUUAGACAUGCUUUUUCCUUCUGACUGUUCUAUCAAUAGGUCUAAAUGUUGAUUUUUAUUAUUAUUUGUGACAAUAAACUGUACUUUUGUAUGAAUAUAA